AGAGAGAGAGAGUUUCAUGGCCAUAUCCGUGCCAUUUACCUCGCCUCACCCUCGACACUCGAGGAAGGGGGCGAUGAGCAGCGCGGGAAGGUGGGGUUGUGCGGAAUCUGUGUCGCGCCGGGUCGGCCACACUACACCACACCACCGUCGCCGGGACCCCAUCAGUGUCCACCCAGCCUCGCUGCUGCUCGGCGGCGUCGUCCUCCGCGUCUCAGGUCGCGAUUCCGCCGUGGCGGAAUCACGCGUGUUGGAAAUCCCGCGCGCCGACCCGUACACUGCCCACGACGACUCACGGGUCGAUAGCACGGAAAACUCGAACUUCGGCAUUUCUGAUAGCGCCGUUUGCGGAAAUUUCAUCGACCAACGAUUCUAAGGACCAAUCGAUCCCCUGUGAUAUUUUGUCGAAUAAUUUCACGAAAAAAUUCAACAUCAAAGGGCGCGAUUCACGUUUCUUAACGGCGGACAACAACGGCAUCUCCGACACCAAAAGCUGGGACCAAGCGACAGCGAAGGGAAAACCAAUCGAAGGGAUGUUCAAUCUCUACCAGAACCUAAACAAGAAGGACGACAGCGAUAGCGGCGGGCAGCGGAAUCGCGAGUCAGACGUGACAGGCCACGACCGAUUCUGUCAGCACCGCACCGGCCACUCGAGCACUCGUCGCCGUCGUCGCGCUGUCAAUCGCAGAACGCAAAGCGCGACGGAGCUGAACGCCAGGGCGAUGAGCUCCGCCCGGGGUUCGCUGCGACGUGGUCGAAGCGUCAGCACGGAGGACGAGAACGAGAGCGAGGAUGACAAGGGUCAUCAGCUGGCGAACAAGUUGGACAAUCUGGCGCGGCUGCUCUUCAGCCGCGUGUCGGCGGCGCGAGGAUACAAGGAUCAGGGCGACGUCAAGAACGGACGUUACACGGCGCUGAAUCACGGAUCGAAAUCUAUCAGCGAGGACGGAGUUGAGUACAUGGAAAUGGAGAAAAAAUCGCGCGAUCGUGCUUUAUCAAUUUGCCGGGACUACAUCGAUAAGACGCCGCGUUUCGUUCUCAUCAAGCAACUCAAUAAUAUCGGAUCAAGGGUGGACAAAUAUUGGUUCAUGGUGAGGGACACGUCCCUAAAGACGGACAGAUUACUGACUUUGAUGCCGUUGAAUCGGAACUGCCCGCUGUCCGUCCGUCCCUCCACUAAGGAGAUUUUGAACAAUCUGUUCCUGGCCUUACAACACCCUUACAUCUGUCCCGUUUUUCACGUUGAUUUUCUCGAGUACGAGGACCAAACAUACAUUGUCCUGGUGCAACCCAUCAACCAGGGUAGUCUCAAGGAUCUCAUAUACGGCAUCGAACGAAACUGCUGGAGCGAGAAAUGGAUUCACAAAUAUUCUGCGCGUGGCAAGGGACUCACGUUACCGCAAGUGCAACGAAUGGGACGACAAAUUCUGGAAGCGCUGGUGUUCCUGAAGGAGCAAGGAUUUCCCACGGUGACCCAUCUCCAUUCGGGCAAUGUGGUGAUUCAGAACGGCGUAGCAAGACUAGCCGGUCUGGAGAAUAGUCUUCUAGGUUUCACCAGUCGAAUACAUCAUAUUGUAACGUCUCGAUUAACACAUUCCACUUCGAUCGACAUUAUAUGCUUCGGGCAUAUGCUUUUCGAAAUGUGUGCUGGUUAUGAAUUAUGUAACUUUAGACCAUCCCCCAUCCAGUUAUCAGACAUCGAAAUGUAUCCGCAGGUUCUGAGGUUUCUCGAAUUGAUAUUCACGGAAUCGGAGCAUCAUUUUACCAGUAUAGAGGAAUUGUUGAUCCACGAUCUUUUCAGGAACAUUGAUCUCCGUGAAAUGCGAUGCACGGCCGUAACUGUAUUUCGUCCAACUCUGACGCCCUCCAUAAUGAGCUUCCUCGAUGAUAUUAAACGGCAAGACGCUGGAAAAGGCUGGCAUAAGACACGCUCUAUAAGCGAUGUCCAUUUAACGCGCAGAUUUUGAAUUAUGAAUAUCGACAACGAAGACGCUCUAUCAUUGAACAGCUUUGAAUACGAUGACUCCUUAUUCACGCAAAUAUACAACGAGCUUUCACAAACAGCUUUAUAAUGUGGGAACAAAGUCUACAUAUAUAUAUAUGUAUAUUUUAUCUCG
Molecule: messenger RNA, 2114 nt
Organism: Cataglyphis hispanica
Lineage: Eukaryota; Metazoa; Arthropoda; Insecta; Hymenoptera; Formicidae
Gene: Slob
Product: slowpoke-binding protein
Exons: 11
Coding region: 531-1964 (477 amino acids)
Biological process (GO): protein phosphorylation
Molecular function (GO): protein kinase activity; ATP binding
Source: RefSeq, a predicted model, not a curated record